AUGAAUGUCACAGAGUGCUGUGCCUUUCCGUCUCCCAUCCUGGACCAGGUUUUGCCUCCAGUGCUGAUCCUGGAGUUCAUGUUUGGACUGACUGGGAACUUCAUCGCCCUGUCGAUGUUUGUCUUUUACAUGAAAGAAUGGAAACCCAACUCUGUGUACCUGGCCCACCUGGCUGUUGCAGAUUCCAUUGUGCUGUUCUGCCUGCCUUUCAGAGCUGACUACUACAGGCGUGGUAAAAACUGGCUGUACGGUGAUGCCUUUUGUCGUAUCCUGCUCUUUCUCCUGGCAGCCAACCGUGCUGCAGGGAUCUUUUUUCUCACUGCUGUGGCUGUCGAUCGAUACUUCAAGAUAGUCCAUCCGCUCAACCGAAUCAACCGUCUGGGAUUGGGCUAUGCUCUGUUGGUCUCUUUUGGCCUCUGGGGUCUGAUUUUUUUUGCGACCGGCUACCUUCUUUUUGAAGAGCACUUCUUCUACAAUAACAACUACACACAGUGUGAGAGUUUCAACAUCUGUAUGGGCUUCAGCGCCCUCUCCACCUGGCACAAUGCUUUCUAUGUCAUACAGUUUUCCCUGCCCACCGCAAUCGUUGCCUUCUGCACCAUCAGGAUCACCUGGCAGCUGAAAACCAAGACUUUGGACAAAAGGGGGAAAAUCAAACGAGCCGUUAAGUUUGUAAUGGCAGUGGCUUUGAUCUUCAUCAUCUGUUUCUUUCCCAGCACUGUAUCCCGCGUUGCAGUGUGGGUGCUUAAGGUAUGGUACAAUGAGUGCAGUUACUUUGAGACGGCCAACCUAGCGUUCUACACGUCUGUGUGUUUCACGUACUUCAACAGUGUCCUCAACCCUGUGGUGUAUUAUUUCUCGACCCCUGCCUUCAGUGGCACCUUCCAGAAGGUGCUGAAUAAGCUGCUGAGACGGAGUGAUGAUCAGACGGACUCAGCGGCGAAUGACAUUUCCACUGUUGAGGGUAGGAGGCUAUGAAAACGGGUGCUGUUGAAAGGAAUCAUAACACAAUAAAGGCUGAGCCAGUGGUAAGAUUUCUCCAUUCCUAUAACAACUCUCAAGAAUAUUAUAUAUAUAUAUAUAUUCAAUUUCUAAUAUAAUUGGUUUUUUGCUGUGGUUGUGAACAAUAACCACUGUCCACC
Messenger RNA from Solea solea (common sole), 1142 nucleotides. RefSeq names its product hydroxycarboxylic acid receptor 2-like. The coding region runs from base 1 to 978 and encodes 325 amino acids. Gene Ontology annotation, biological process: G protein-coupled receptor signaling pathway. Lineage: Eukaryota; Metazoa; Chordata; Actinopteri; Pleuronectiformes; Soleidae. The record is from RefSeq and is a predicted model, not a curated record. The transcript has a single exon. Gene Ontology annotation, cellular component: membrane. Gene Ontology annotation, molecular function: G protein-coupled receptor activity.